Molecule: messenger RNA, 2397 nt
Organism: Manihot esculenta (cassava)
Lineage: Eukaryota; Viridiplantae; Streptophyta; Magnoliopsida; Malpighiales; Euphorbiaceae
Product: probable mediator of RNA polymerase II transcription subunit 26b
Exons: 9
Coding region: 641-2071 (476 amino acids)
Cellular component (GO): nucleus
Source: RefSeq, a predicted model, not a curated record
CCUCGUUAUUUCUGCCUCUGGACAAAGUGCCCAAUCGAGUCAAAAUUCUGAUUAGGGGAAAAAAUUAUUAAUAAUAAAAAAUAAAUCUUUACCAAACAGUAACAAAAUUGAGAACCCAUUUCCUCUAGUUACAAGGACAGUGGUUUUUGGUUUUUGUUAAAAGAAAAACGGAGGAAAAUUUUCUGGCUUGUAGCAGACAUCAAAACACUUGCUUUUCUGUAGAAGCCAAACAGAAAAGAGAGAGAGAGAGAGAUAGAGAGGUAGACGAGGGUGGAAUAGUUCUGUUGUAGUUGUCUUGUCUAAAAAAUUCUGGGGUUUUGUUUUCCGGGAAAGUUUUAUCUGAAUCCGGGAAAAAGAGAAACCAAAAUAAACCAAAGGUUUCUGUGUCGGAUAGUGGAUUCUCUAUUUUUAUUUCUUCACCGUCAUAUCCUGAUUAUCUUAUCUUGACGUAAAAAAAGAAGAAAUCUUUAAUAUUCAAUAACAUUAGCAACAUCAAGUUUUUGAUCGGAAUCGAGAAUUUCAAGCCUUAAUUUUCUUUUUCCCGACGCAUGAAUACCAUUUUUCAUUUCCUGGGCACCCAGAAAACCUCCUGAACAACAAGAAAAUCUUUACCCACUUUCUCGAUCCGGGUUAUCAAGUCAUGAUGAAAUCCGGGUCGAUAGAUUACUGGAGGAAUUAUUUUAGAACAGCGAAUUCUGAUAUUUUUAGUAUCAUCGAUCAUGCGAUCAUCGUUGCGGCCUCAGAUUGUCCCAAAGAGUUUCGGUUGCGUAGGGAUCGAAUUGCGGAGCGUUUAUUCUCUUCUAGAUGGACUCGGUGCUCCGGUUGCAAUCGGGUCGAAUUGGCUGUGCCGGCUCACGAAGGUGAGAAUGAUGAUGGUGGCUGCAAGAGAAGAGACGGUGGUUGUAGUAAUGAUGUUGAUGAUGAUGAUGAAGAUAUUGAUAUUGAUGGAUGUGAAUUUGAGGGUGGAGGGAGCAAGGAGAGCAAGGUCAAUAGUAGCAAUAGAGAUGAUAAUGAUUUUGAUAAUGGAGAAGUGAAUGUGAAUGAUCACUUGGUAAGUAAUUAUAGCUAUGGAGAGGCUGAGGCUUUGACUGAUGAGAUUGAGGAAGAGUCUCAGGUAGUUGGUGAGGUCUUGAGGAUCAAAGACAUUCUUCUCAACAGCCGAGAUGAGUCUGAUUCUGUGUUGUUUGAAUCGUUAAGGAGGCUUCAAUUGAUGGCUCUGACUGUGGAGACACUUAAGGCAACUGAGAUUGGAAAGGCUGUCAAUGGCCUCCGGAAGCAUGGUUCAAAGGAGAUUCGUCACCUUGCACGAACUCUUAUAGAUGGAUGGAAAGUUUUGGUGGAUGAGUGGUAUAAUGCUACAAAGGCUUUCGGAGGGAGCAACCUACAAAGUGAUGAAGGUACUCCUGAGUCUUUGAAUCCUUCUAUUGUUGAUGAAGAGGAAGAAGGGCUUCCAUCUCCACCAUUAGAUGAAGGAGCUUUCUUUGCUACCCAAACUGCUGGGAUAGAGCUCUCACAGUUCUUCGACGGCAUGGAUGACUUUGGAAAUCCUCGGAACAGUGGGGGAUCAAUCAAGAACCAUGAAAAUGGAACAAAACCUUCACCGGAGAAUCACAAUAUCACAAAGAAAAAACAGCAGACUCCUAAUGAUGCAGUUGUUGCUAAGGACAACACUAGUCAACAAAUGAGGAGGCAAGAAGCUGUUCUGAAGACUAGUAGACCCACAAAUGCUGAUUCUUGUCCCAGAAGACCUCUGAAACAAAGUGUUGAUCAAAAAGCAAACAAUGAUUUGAAGAUUAUGCGAAAAACAGAAAAGGUUGUCAGCCAGAGAAAGCCUCCGAGUGUUCAGCAAGAUAAAUUCAAGUGUCCAGAUGAAGUUGCUGUACAGAUGAAACUGGAAGCCACCAAAAGGAAACUCCAGGAGCGAUAUCAGCAAGCUGAGAAUGCGAAGAGACAGCGGACGAUCCAGGUCAUGGAGUUGCAUGAUCUCCCUAAACAGGGGCUUGUACAAAAAAAUCAACACAUGAGACCUGGAAGCCAUAACCGGAAUUGGGCACAUGGACGGCGGCAAUAGUCAUAGUUACCUCAAGUUACAUUUCAAAGUUUCUUCCUUCCUGGAAAUCAGUGGAAGGAUACUACAAUAACUAUUGGGGCAUGCCUUGAAUUGAUUGUGCACCAAAAAUAAGAACUCCAUACAUUGAUCAUAGAAGAAAAGACCAUUUUAGACAAUUACAGGGAAACAAACAUUUGAAACUAUUGUCCUAUGUUCUGCAUAUUCAGGGAUAGAUACUUUUUUCUGAGGAAAUAGGUGGGGCAGGGUUGUCUGAACUUGUGACUUAUGCAGUGUAGAUUCUUGACUUGGUACUGGGAUGAAAUGUCCAUAGAAAAUCUUCAUUUGCA